Messenger RNA from Phyllostomus discolor (pale spear-nosed bat), 3445 nucleotides. RefSeq names its product vomeronasal type-1 receptor 4-like. Gene Ontology annotation, molecular function: pheromone receptor activity. Lineage: Eukaryota; Metazoa; Chordata; Mammalia; Chiroptera; Phyllostomidae. The transcript has a single exon. Bases 135 to 1067 code for a protein of 310 amino acids. The record is from RefSeq and is a predicted model, not a curated record. Gene Ontology annotation, cellular component: membrane. Gene Ontology annotation, biological process: G protein-coupled receptor signaling pathway.
AACAGACUGCAUACUGUUGGUAAGUGCAGAAUGUUAGGGUUAGCUGAUGUUAUGCAUGUGGCUUACGUCUCAUUUUCUUAUGCAGGGUUCUCCCUAGCUCAGAGAACAAAACUAAGUCACUGAGAAGUGACAGGAUGGCCACCAGGGAUUUGGUAGCUGGAAUGAUGAUUUUAACACAGACUACAGUUGGAGUCUUGGGGAAUUUCUCUCUGCUUUACCAUUAUGGUUUCCUUUAUUUCACUGGUUACAGGCUGAGGCCCACAGAUUUGAUUAUCAACAACCUGAUUGUUGCCAAUUUCUUAGUUCUGUUCUCUAAUGGAAUCGUCUUUACAUUGACAUAUUUUAUGUUGUAUAACCAUUUCAGUGAUUUUGAAUGCAAAUUUUUUCACUAUUUUUGUGCAGUGGGCAGGGGUGUGUCUAUUGGCACCACCUGCCUCUUGAGCAUCUUUCAGGCCAUCACCAUCAGCCCCAUGAACUCCAGGUGGGCAGAGUUUAAACAUAAGGCUCCAAAGUACAUUGUCCCCGCAAUUUUUCUGUAUUGGAUCCUGCAAAUGUUGGUAAAUGUUACUUAUUUAAUGUUUAUGUCUAGCAAUUUAAGCAACAAAAACAUCACACACAGAAAAGGUUUUGGACACUGUUCUGCUGUUCGUCAUGACAAACUCUCAGAUUCAUUGUAUGCAGCAUUGACAGUGUCUUCUGAUGUUGUAUGUUCCAUGCUCAUGCUCUGGGCCAACAGCUUCAUGGUCGUCAUUCUGUACAGACACAAGCAGAGGGUCCGACACAUUCCCCGGGCCCACAUCACCUCCCAGUCAUCCCCUGGGUCCAGAGCUACCAAAACCAUCAUUCUCCUAGUGAGCACCUUUAUCUUUUUUAACAUUCUCACCUGCAUCUUUCAUAUUAUUUUAGCUACUUUUAAUAAUCCCAGCAGGAUUAUUUGCAUUUUCAAUUCAGUGUUUUCUCUGUGUUUCCCAGCUGUCAGUCCCUUCCUGCUCAUGAGCCAUGUCUCCAGACUCAGGUUUGCCUGGAUAAGGAAUACAAAAUCCAUUAUACUUAUGAGAAAUAUGUAAAUUAUAGGAAUGUGCACAGUGUUCAUUUAGUAACUCCCUCAUCCUUUUCAGAGUUUUGAGUACCUUUAUGAGUGUCUUACCAGGGAACAGCACAAGGGACAUGGUGACCAUCUUCACUGGGAACAAUAAUUCCUACAAAUGUAAUUACGUAGAAUAUUCUUGUAACAUAAAUACUUAUGUGGUUGAAGUGUGUCUAGUGCUUGCCAUGGAGGAGUUCAGAAUUUAUAAUAAACACCAGGUCCUAAAGUAAUCUGGACUCCUGAAGUGUAAACUUUAGUUCAUCCCAGUACAUUUCUAGAAAUGAGCAAGAAAUGGAAUUGUAAUGAAAGGUACAUAAAUGGAAAUGUGCCUGUCACAGGUCACUCCUGAAGAUGAAGCCAUUGGUGCUGGAGGAAACUGAAGUCCAUGAGGAUAGUUUGUGGGAGCCAGUUAUGAUCUUGCAUAUGAUACCCCUGGAGAGGGGGUGGUCGUUUAUCAGAAAUAUGAUAAUAGAAGUGAUGAGCUUGUUAAUAAUUUGUGGCACAAAGGCUAGACUAACCAGAGUAGAGCAAAGAACAUAAAAUUACAUUUUAGCUGAUUUUAACAACAUGAGGUGAAUGUGACAAUGAUUAAAGAUGUGAAUUGCAUGGAGUCAGUAUCUAUAGAAGGCAGAUGUUUUUCUUUUUUGUGAAGAUGAUCUGGGCAUAUUGGUCAGAAGGUUGGUCUGCAGGUGCAUACUCCUGUCUCUAAAGUGAUGACACUGCUUCAUGGUGAGGACUUUUAGUAAAUGUGGAGCAGCGCAAUGAGAGGCAUUUAAAAGGAAAUCAGGAAUCCAUGUGUAUGUGGAGUUUCUGAAUUGAUUGUGAAGGAGCCAAGUGGAUAUUUUCUCAGUUUCCUGAGAGAUUUUUACAUACUUUUCUCUGUAUUUACAUUGUGAAACUGGUGUACACUUUGAAAAUUCAACAAUUUGAGAAACAGAAGAAUGAUUUUGACCUCAUUCAUAUAUAUGUUGAGCCUUGUACCACAAAUGACACCCAUAAUUUUAGCACACAUGAAACAUGUAAAUUUUUCCAAAGUAAAUAAGAAUUGAAAGUCGGAAUAAAACACAGUCUCACGUAACUAUAAUUUCACGUAACUACAACUGCUUGUGAGUUUCUAGAAAUAUGUAUAUGUAAAUACAUGUAUAUAUAUCUGUGUGUGAUCUGUGCGUGUGCACAUUAUACACAUAUACAACCAGUUUUGUUUGUCAUCCCUUAAUCAGUAUAUUGGAGUUAUGUAUUAUACAAAUUUAAACUAGUAGUAACAUAACAACGUGAACUUUAAAUUUUAUGUUACUGAUGUGUGUAUUGCAGUGCUAGUUCUCAGACUGGCAAAACCCUCUGAAGGUCCUGGGGAAAAAUCUUUUCCAGGACACUGUCCCGGCCUCUCCUUCCUUGGCUUGUGGCAGCGUAACUCCAGUCUUUAUGUGGAGUUCUCCUGUGUGCAUGUGUGCCUCCAAGUCUCCCUUUAAUAACAACACCAGUCCUUUGAAUUAGGCACCCACCCUAGUCCAGACAGUUUCAUGUUAACUAUGUGCAGUGACUCUGUUUCCAUUAAGGACACAUUCUGAAGCACUGGAGGUAAGACUCAACAUGAUAAUUUUGAAGGAGCACAGUUCAAGCCGUAACAGAAGGGCUGUGGUGAUGCCAUAAAAAGAGAUGUAUUUGCCAAAUGUGUUUUUUCAAGAUAAUGAGCAACAAGCCUAGAGAAAAGGAAAAAUAAAAUAAAAUGAAAUAAAUAAAAUAAAACAAAAUAAAGGAAAAUACCUCUCGCGUAAGCACUGAUUUGCUGGUCAUAUGUGUGUCUUCUCUUCCUCCUGAAAUGCCAGGUUUAUGUAACUUGAAAACCUUCACUUCUCUACCCCUCAGACAGUGAGUCAAGAGCAGAAUAUGUUAGAUUUUGUGUGUCUGUUCGUUUGUGUAUAAUCCUACUUCAGAUCCAUUUCAGACUGCAUUAGAAAUACCAUACCAUAUACCUCAGGGAUGAAAAUUGUUACAUCUGGAGGUGAGAAUUGUAGCGGUCAUGGGUAAUUCAUGAAAACUUUGAUUUUAUUUUGUUUAAAUAUUUUGCUCUUAAAUUUGUUCUCAUGUGUAUUACUUUAGUUUUACUGAUGUAUCAAAUUACCACAAAUUUAGUAGCCGAAUGCAACAUGCAUUUUCUUAUAUUUCUUAUGCUGGAAAUCUGGGUGUCUUGAUGGAGUCUUCUGAUUAUGAUAUCACAAGACUACGUCUGCCAGCCUGGAGUUUUUCUUGAAACUGGGGUGAAAAUUGAGAGAACUGUACUUGAACAACAAUCAAAGAAAAAAAGAACCAACUUCCAGGAUUUUUGAAAUUUGGCUAGGAUUUAUUUCCUUCUUAUUU